This is a messenger RNA of Tachysurus fulvidraco (yellow catfish), 3436 nucleotides long. It is a transcript of the gene six2a, whose product is annotated as SIX homeobox 2a. Bases 795 to 1688 code for a protein of 297 amino acids. The transcript is spliced from 2 exons. Gene Ontology annotation, biological process: regulation of transcription by RNA polymerase II. The record is from RefSeq and is a predicted model, not a curated record. Gene Ontology annotation, cellular component: nucleus; transcription regulator complex. Lineage: Eukaryota; Metazoa; Chordata; Actinopteri; Siluriformes; Bagridae. Gene Ontology annotation, molecular function: DNA-binding transcription factor activity, RNA polymerase II-specific; RNA polymerase II cis-regulatory region sequence-specific DNA binding.
GUUAGGAUUUUAUAUAUAAACUUAGCUUAAUUUAUGCAAGCACAAUGUGUAAAUAUGCCUAUACAUUUAUGUAGGUUUUAUGUAAGACGCAAGUGGGUUUAAAAAACAAAGUUUGGGUUUGCAUUAGUCUGUGAAUUCUGUGAGUGCAGAACUUUCUCUACGUCUUCUUUUUUUCUGCUGUGGGCGUGACCCUUCUGUGUCGAGCGCUCUUUGGUUACUACAACUGUCCGUCAAACCCUGGACUUGAAAAAAAUCUAAUAUACAGAAAAAAUCAAGGCUAUUAUUUCUAUCGGUGGGCGGGUUUUAAAUGAAGGGAAUAAUCAGUCAGGCAGUCCAGGGAGCCACCUCAAAGCAUAUCGGGUUACUUUGAAUGACAGCGUAGCCAUGGCGAAUAAUUUGACUAAAACUAUUGUCUUAUCCUCGCCGUCCCUGGGUCGGAUAACCAACCAAUCAGAGUUCACACAAUCGGUUUUCUUGCCAGCUUAGAAUAAUAUUAUUAAAACGAGCGAGCGAGCUUAGUAGUCGGGAGAACGCUAUGCUGAAACGGCACAGAAAAGACGGCGAGCUACUCACUCGGGAGGGAAAAGUUUGUCUCGUGGUUUUUAGAUGGAUAUACGGUUUGUUACUCUCGUCUGAGUGGAUCUGAAGUAUCGGGCCCACUCCAUUCGGAGAAGGAUUUUAUUGAUAUUCGAAGACGUUUUGAAAUUGUAUCGUUCAUGGACUUCCACCGCCUUUUGCUUGAGAAUCGUUGUCCUUAUCGAUAACGUUGACGAAACAUUUGUCAGCAACGAACCAUGUCUAUGCUUCCGACUUUCGGCUUUACGCAAGAGCAAGUGGCGUGCGUGUGCGAGGUCCUGCAGCAGGGCGGCAACAUCGAGCGCCUUGGCCGCUUUCUGUGGUCCCUGCCGGCUUGCGAACACCUCCACAAGAACGAGAGCGUGCUCAAGGCCAAGGCCGUAGUCGCCUUCCAUCGGGGAAACUUCAGAGAGCUCUAUAAAAUCCUUGAGAGCCACCAGUUCUCGCCGCACAAUCACCCGAAACUACAACAGCUCUGGCUCAAGGCGCACUACAUCGAGGCGGAGAAGCUGCGUGGACGGCCGCUUGGAGCCGUGGGCAAGUACCGAGUGCGUAGGAAGUUCCCGCUUCCCCGGUCCAUCUGGGAUGGCGAGGAGACAAGCUACUGCUUUAAGGAGAAGAGUCGCAGCGUGCUAAGGGAAUGGUACACUCAUAACCCGUACCCUUCACCACGGGAAAAGCGCGAGCUGGCAGAAGCAACCGGCCUGACCACCACUCAGGUCAGCAACUGGUUCAAAAACAGGAGGCAACGCGACCGCGCGGCGGAGGCCAAAGAAAGGGAAAACAACGAGAACUCCAACACGAACAGCCACAACACACUUACGUCGUCCAUGAACGGAAACAAGACGAUGAUGGGCAGCUCAGACGAAGACAAAACCCCGAUCGGAACUCCAGAUCACACGUCGUCGAGCCCAGCGCUACUGCUCACUUCCGCCUCCGGCCUCCAGCCUCUUCACGGUCUGGGAGCUCCGCCGGCGCCCAGCGCAGUACCAGUACCAGGCGCUAUAACUGUACCAAGCGCGGACUCGCUGCACCACCAACACCACCACCAUGGCCUGCACGACACCAUACUGAACCCUAUGGCCUCCAACCUGGUCGAUCUGGGCUCUUAAAAUACAAAAAAGCUAAGAGCAGGACGCUUGUCGACUGCAGACUUGUGGAGCAAAAAUACUGACAGGGAAGGUAUUGACGGUGGGAGAAAGUUGUGGAUGAUGUUUUGGAUGGCCUACACUCAAAGCCAAUAAAGAGGGUCCUUGAUGAGGUAUUUUUCUAGAAUGUAGACUAACAUUAUUCUCAAAGCCACGGAGCUACAAAGUCUUAAUUCUUGUUUUCGACGUCGUUAUUCCUUCAGAUUUCGACACAUCCGUGACUUCUCGGUCAUAUACCCCAUUUGUUUACAUGUUUUCUUUUUCAAACGCCAUAGUAAGUUUCCUUUUGAUGGGGUGCCGUCAUAUGAAGUGUUUUAUUACCAGCACAUCGAUUAUUAAGCUUAGCUUCUUCUUUUUUUCCUUUGUGGAAAGCGUCUGCAUGUAAAUCUUUGCGAUCAAGUAAUAAAAUAUAAGCCCGAUCCCAUCAAAGUUUCAUAUACCAUUUACAAUAAAAGCUAAUGUGCAUUUAUUGAUAACGGUAUGUGUUUGCAUGGUUUUGUUUUCACAUGAUUUUGGGAAUACAGGAUACAGAUUAUAGCAAACGAGAAAGACAGCCACAUAAUAUUAUAACAUAGUAACUAAUAUAUAUGUAAUAUUAUAAUAUAGUUACUAAUAUAUUUCAGAGCUGGUGUGCUCGUCCUUGACCUUGCACCUGUCUAAAAUGACUAUAUGAAAAAUUAGAAAUGAUUCUACAGCAAUAUACUUAUAGGGUUUCAGUAGCAAUACGCAUGCUAGUUGACCCGAGUGUCAAAAACAACAUUCUUUCAUUUAGUCGAAAUUUUCCUGAACACUCAGUGAGAUUUAUGCACCCCGACUGAUCACUGGCUAACACUGGUUAAAUCCCUCCCUUGUUUUCAGCUAAGACACAUAAUUAAACGUUUAUUAGCGGAAGUGAGGGAAGUUCUAUAAGCACACAAUGCUCCUUCCUCAGUGUUACAACUAACUAUAUGCUGAGCUUUAUUCACCAUAGGCUUAAAAGGUUCAAUAACGAGCAUGAUAACAUUUUGUACAUUAGGAGUGUUUCCCUACAUGCCGGCUAAAACGGUAUUUACAUUUUUUUCUCUUAGUUUCCCAAAUAGGCUCUUAGCAUGAACGUAAAAUAACUAUUACAGGCUACUCAAGAAUAGCUAUUUAUUUAUCAGGGCAGAUGUGAGAUAAUUUCAUAUAUAUUUUUUCAAAUAAUUCACACUAACAAUGAAGCAUAUUUAAACUGACAUAAGCUGUAUACAGUGAGACAUGCUCAGUGCGCAAUGCAGGAUCAGGUUGAGUGCCAGUGACUGCACUAAAUCUUUUAAGAUGAAUUUACCAUUUAGUGUAGACUAGAGCUAUUGCCGUUUUUUUAUUACUUUUUUUUUACAGUAAAUUUGUACAGUAUUUUCGAUAUAAUAUUUUGGAUUAUAAUCAUUUUCAGAACAAACGUAUAUGUCUGUAGAGUCUGGAUGCUGUAGGCAAAAAGCCUUAAUAUGUUUAAGAAUUAUAGACUUUUUAGACAUUUGGUUUGUGGUCAUUUUUCCGCAACUUCCUUUAUUCUGGAUAAUUGUAUGGUAAUCAAGUAUGUGUAAUACAUAAUAAGUUACAUCUCGAUAAUUUAUUCGAUUCUUUAUAAUUAAUACUUGCGUAAGGUUUGCUCGGUGGGCCAUUACAACUUGACACAUGUACCCGUCUUUUGGACACGUCUUGGUUUAAUUCACGGCUCUUAAACAGAACAAGAA